CGUCAACCUUAUGUCACUUGUCUUCCACCACCCCGCACACUCAUUUUUCAUUCAGUUGCACAACAUUAGACCACUAUUUACCUUUAAAUUGAAACCAUUGUGAUAUUCGUCGUAGUUUUAGAGUAAUUUAGCGUAAGUAAACACGAAAAUGUCGUGCCCGUGGGGAAAAAUCGAAAAACCCGAACCCGUCAACCUGGACGAGAUAAUGUCAGAAGAAGUAGCCCGAGAUCUUCAAGCCAAAGAAGACAAAAAGUACGCCGAAAUGACGAAGUCGUCGUCGAAAGAAGAAGACGAGAUCCCCCCCGAAGUCCUCGAUGCCAUUUCACAGGAUGCCACGUGCCAAUCCGACGAGAUGAUCGCCAGAAUGCUGCAGAUGCAAUUCGACAAAGAGUACGACGAAAACUUGAAAAGGACCGAGAAGAAGUACAACGGGGCGUCGAAGGUUUCGGUGUCGUUCGAGAAUUACAGGAGGGUUCCACAUAAUUUUGACUUUGAAAGCGAGUCCGAAGAGGACGAAAUUCCAGAUAUUCGCGACCGUCGCGACUGGGACCGCUUUGACACCCUCAAGAGACAAGUUGACUCCAUCCCCCCUUGUGGCUACAAAAUGGAGAACGGCAGCAUGGUCACCAAGCACGACGUGACCAUGAACGGCCGCAAGAACGCCUGCAAGCUCCUGUCCUUCCCGCCGGACUUCCAAACCGGCGACGGGGAGAACUUCGACCUCAAGCUAUCCAACAAAGUCUUCAACAGCUUGAAGUUGCACUCGAAGCACGAAGAAGCGCGCCGACAUAAAGUCUUUUUUUAAAAAUGUAAAACCUUCUCGGGGUUCC
This is a messenger RNA of Zophobas morio, 830 nucleotides long. Its product is annotated as serine/threonine-protein kinase RIO3-like. The transcript is spliced from 2 exons. Lineage: Eukaryota; Metazoa; Arthropoda; Insecta; Coleoptera; Tenebrionidae. The coding region runs from base 149 to 805 and encodes 218 amino acids. The record is from RefSeq and is a predicted model, not a curated record.